Messenger RNA from Prinia subflava (tawny-flanked prinia), 4140 nucleotides. RefSeq names its product CTD phosphatase subunit 1 (gene CTDP1). The transcript is spliced from 14 exons. The record is from RefSeq and is a predicted model, not a curated record. Bases 141 to 3128 code for a protein of 995 amino acids. Gene Ontology annotation, molecular function: RNA polymerase II CTD heptapeptide repeat phosphatase activity. Gene Ontology annotation, cellular component: nucleus. NCBI's taxonomy places the organism in Eukaryota, Metazoa, Chordata, Aves, Passeriformes, Cisticolidae.
GCGGAGCCGCCGUGACCCCGCCGCUGUCGGCGCCACCGGUGACUGUCGGGGCGCCCGAACCCCCCCCCGGUGGCGGCAGAGCCAGGUCCAGCCCCACUGCCGGGCACCUCCGACCCACCCUCCGCCCCCCGGCCGGGGCGAUGGAGGAACGGGCGGAGCGGGGCAGCGAGCCCGGCUCGGAGGGCCCGGCGUCGGUGGCAGAGAUCCGCGCUCCCGGCCCGCGGCCGCUACGUCUGCUGGAGUGGAAGGUGUCGGUGGGGGGGGCGGUGCAGAUCGGCUCGGUGCUGGCGCUCUGCGCCCCGCUGCCGCCGCCGUCCGCCCCGCGCCCCGCCGCCGCCCCGCUGCCGCCCGCCGCCAGCGGCGCCUCCGCCCGCCCGCAGCGCGGCGGCCCCGAGCGCAGGCUGCGCGCGGAGCGGCCCGGCGUGGUGCGCGAGCUGUGCGCGCGGCCCGGCCAGGUCAUCGCGCCCGGGACUGUCUUGGUGAGACUGGAAGGAUGCAGCCAUCCAGUUGUUAUGAAAGGCUUGUGUGCAGAAUGUGGCCAGGACUUAACUCAGAUACGAGGCAAGAAUGGAAAACAGAGCGUGCCAUUAUCCACAGCAACUGUAUCGAUGGUUCACAGUGUCCCAGAACUGAAAGUUAGCUCUGAGCAAGCUGAGCAGCUGGGAAGAGAAGAUCAACAGCGACUACAUCGAAAUAGAAAACUGGUGCUCAUGGUAGAUUUGGACCAGACAUUGAUCCAUACUACAGAACAGCACUGCCAGCAAAUGUCCAAUAAGGGAAUAUUUCAUUUCCAGUUAGGUCGAGGUGAGCCUAUGUUGCACACACGUUUGCGUCCUCAUUGCAAGGAAUUCCUGGAAAAAAUUGCCAAGCUCUAUGAAUUACAUGUUUUUACUUUUGGCAGCAGACUGUAUGCACAUACAAUUGCAGGAUUUUUGGACCCUGAAAAGAAGCUUUUUUCCCAUCGGAUAUUGUCAAGGGAUGAAUGUAUUGAUCCAUUUUCUAAAACUGGGAAUCUUAGAGAUCUCUUUCCUUGUGGAGAUUCCAUGGUUUGCAUCAUUGAUGAUAGAGAGGAUGUUUGGAAGUUUGCACCAAAUUUGAUAACUGUGAAGAAAUACGUAUACUUUCAGGGGAUAGGAGAUAUUAAUGCACCUCCUGGAUCAAGAGAAAUGCAAAUGAAGAAGAAAGCAAACCACUCUACAAAACCUGAGGCAUUGGAUUCAGCAGUGAUUUCAGCAAAAGAUGUUGAAGAGAUAAAGAAUGUUAUAUGUGUAGAAGAGCACAGUAAUGGUCUCAAGAAAACUGCAAUGGAUACUUGCACUGCAAAUGGGAGUACUUCUGUAAGCAGUGAAACAUCUGAUGGGGAUGUGAACUCUCAUGAUAAAGUUAAUGCCCAGGACCCCUUAAAUGAUAGCACUGGUCACAAAAUGGACAGUGAGGUCAGUGAUGAUUUGGCAAAUACAAAAGAAUCUCAGAUUGUUUCAGAACGAGUAGAUACAACAGUUACAGAGAGGCAGCAAACCCAAGAGAAGACAACAAAUGACUUGGACUUUGAGCUGUCUAGUGACAGUGAAAGUGACGACGGAUUGGAUGCCAAAAAAUUGUCCACUUCUGUAUCAGAUAGUGAGAAUGAGGAAAAGAGAAGCUGGAAGAAAUCCGAACAACCUCUGAAGGAUGAAAAUUUGCAGCAAGAGAGUUGCACUGAUGUGAGUGAGAAAAAGGAUGGUUUGGUAAACCAUUCUGAGGACACACAGUGUAGUGAAAAUAUCCAGGAUAAAAUUGAUCUUGAAGCACAAGAGGAAAGUGAACAGGAAAGCCUUUGUGAUUUAGGAAAUGGGUCUGGAGACAAGAAAGAAGCUGAAACAGAAUCUCAGAUUAGUGAACAGUCUGGAUUUACAAUGGGUGAGUCCUUAGAUCAGAGCAUGGAAGAGGAAGAUGAGGAAGAUGAUACAGAUGAUGAUGACCAUUUAAUAUACCUCGAGGAGAUCCUUGUGCGAGUUCACACUGAUUAUUACACAAAGUAUGAUAAAUACCUGAAAAAAGAGAUUGAGGAAAUUCCAGACAUCAGAAAAAUAGUACCAGAACUAAAAAGUAAAGUCUUGGCAGAUGUAACCAUAAUAUUUAGUGGACUUUACCCAACAAACUUCCCUAUUGAAAAGACACGGGAACACUAUCAUGCCACAGCACUUGGAGCUAAAAUUGUGAAAAAUCUUGUACUGAGUGCUGAUGAUCCUGAUAAAGCAACACAUCUCAUUGCAGCAAGGACAGGCACAGAAAAAGUACGGCAAGCUCAGGACUGCAAGGAUCUCCAUGUUGUAAACCCUGAUUGGCUGUGGAGCUGCCUGGAGCGCUGGGACAAGGUUGAGGAACAGCUCUUUCCCUUAAAGGAUGACUACAUCAAAACACACAGAGAAAAUAGCCCUGCCACAUUUCCUGAUACACCCAGCACAUUUCAGACGGCUCUGUUUCACCCAACACCCAUCCAUCCGAAGUCUCAACCUGGUCCUGAAGUUCGAAUUUAUGAUCCUAACACUGGAAAGCUGAUCAGGAAAGGCACACAGACAUCUGGGCAGUCAAUGUACAUCCAGUCUCCAGCUCCUCCCAUCAUCUUGCCAGUCCACGGUGAACACUCGUCCUUCAGAGUUGUUCAGCCACAUCAGCAGCAGAUAUUUGAAGAAGAUGACCUACCAGCAAGUGAAAAUGAAGAUCAGCCUGGUCCAUCAAAGAGGAAACGCCAGCCAAGUAUGUCUGAAACAAUGCCACUGUACACUCUAUGUAAAGAAGAUUUAGAGAGUAUGGAUAAAGAGGUGGAUGACAUCUUAGGAGAAGGGAGUGAUGAAAGUGAUACUGAAAAAAAAAAGCCUGAAGAGGAAAGUGAAAAACCUCAGACAAGUGCAACAGAGACUCUAGGGAGGAAGGCAGAUCAGAGACCUGGAUCAUCAUCAUCAUCAUCAAGUGAAAGAAGUUUAACAGGCAGUGUACCCAGCAACCAGAAGAAUUGUAAGGCCUGUUUGUUACUCAUGGCUCAAAAAGCAAGUUACUAUGCUGGCCACUUGCUGCUCUUCAGUGUCUCCUCAUAUGAGAAAGUUAAGAGCAGAAUUGUUUGGGGGUCACAAGCGCAAACUGGAUGAAGAUGAUGCUGCCAGUGACUCCAGUAAAGAAUCCAGCAAUGAAGAUGAGGAAGGAAGCAGUUCUGAAGCGGAUGAAAUGGCAGCAGCACUUGAAGCUGAAUUGAAUGACUUCAUGUGAGAUUCAUGCAGAAGACAAAAUUUGUGAUUAUAUUUUACUUCUCAUAAACAGAUCAGACUUCAGAUAAAUCCCUUAUGUCAGUACUCAAUGUUUUUCCAAAAUACGUGUGUAUAUUUUGCAAAGCAACUCAAGAGGUGAUAUUUUACAAAAUCAGAAAUAGAUGUUUUUAAGUUGUUUACUAAAGGAAUAUAUAUAUACUUUUUUAAGCAAAAAAAAGUAUUAAAUGGGACAUGGUGUUCUAUGCCAAAGAUAUGUUAGGAGCUCUGCAGAACCUUCAUGUAUGGAACAGUGGUACAAAGAUUUGUGAUUAAACCAACAUCAAGUUUCUAAAAAUACCACAGGCUGUGGUCUAUGGGUUACAAUCUUCAAAAACAGGAGGAGAUAAAGGAGAUGGGAUUGUCUGGGUAGUACAGCAGGAACCUGACAAACUGGUCAUCUUUUUCCAGAAAUAGAGCUAUCAAAUAUAAAAGGAUUUUUGAAAUAAAAAAGAACUAUUUAUAUUUGUAUAGAAACAGAGAAUGUGAUAUGCAAGCUUUGUGAACUCUGCACUUGACCCACCUGUCAUUUGCUUGUAAGAGAAUACAUAGUGGUCAACAUUCAUGUUUUUAGGCUACUUUGUUGAAUAGCUGGGUUCUUUAGAGACUUCAUUUAGAUUUUUAACUUUCCUUCUCUGUAACUAGAAAUUUAGCACAGCAGACUAUGUGGUUCUGUACUGCCACAAAAUGCUUAUUCACCCAUUCAUGUUGUUUUGGAAAGAACAAGUGCUACUUCAGUCUAGAUAGAAUUUAAUUUCUUUGACAAGAGAUCUUAUGUAAAGUUUUUGUAUAUUCUAUUUCAUAUUUGACCCACAAAACAGAUUUUCUUUCAUUUAAUAAAGGUUCAUUUUGUAUGCUU